Messenger RNA from Sordaria macrospora k-hell, 2451 nucleotides. RefSeq lists its product as uncharacterized. NCBI's taxonomy places the organism in Eukaryota, Fungi, Ascomycota, Sordariomycetes, Sordariales, Sordariaceae. The record is from RefSeq and is a predicted model, not a curated record. Gene Ontology annotation, molecular function: ubiquitin protein ligase activity; zinc ion binding; ubiquitin conjugating enzyme binding. Gene Ontology annotation, cellular component: ubiquitin ligase complex; cytoplasm. Gene Ontology annotation, biological process: positive regulation of proteasomal ubiquitin-dependent protein catabolic process; protein polyubiquitination; ubiquitin-dependent protein catabolic process.
AUGGCUCGGUUCACCUCGUUAUCGUUAUCGCCAGCCGAUCUGGUCGGCGCCAUCGCCAACUCACCACCCGAACUAGACGGGUCCGAGUACCUCCGUGAGGUUUUUGGGAUAACAACCGAAGAUGCCACCGCUACCGAGGCCGAGAUCGAGCAGAGCUUAACAGCAAAGGCUUCAAGUCUGGGAAUCGAUGUCUCGAACCUCACCGACAAGACCUUGAACGCCACAUCAGCACGAAGCAGCACCCUCGUUAGGGCUCAUCAGCGUUCCAACACGACAUGCUCGGUGGACAGCACAAUAGGCACGGAAACGGCCACGGCCACGGGCACCGAUAAUGAUAUGGCCUCGAACUCGUCGGCGGCAAUGCCGGCAACUCUCACACAAUCUACGAGCAGGAAGAGGUCCAACACUGUCAACUUUUCUCACUAUGAGAAGUACUUGACCCAGCUGGAACCCGCCCUCCACCAGCCAAAGUUCUCCAACCCGGCAGCGCCCACAAGGCGGCCAUCGCACAGUAUAUUUGGCUUCGGGCAUUUCAAGGGCGUCAGGGAGCUCAGGCGCGGUCUCACGGGCAGGUUGAAGAGGAGGAAGACGCACCCGGCGCUAUCAGUCGUCACAUGUAUAUGUUGUCGUGAGGACUUUGUCCAAGAGAACCACCUCCUCCAAACGCUACCAUGCGGCCACACCUACUGCCAAAGCUGUCUAGCAGUCAUGAUCAACCAAUCCACCACCGACGAGUCCAAGAUGCCUCCCCGGUGCUGCACCCAGCCCAUCCCCAGCUCCAUCAUCAAGACGAUCCUCACGCGCGAGGAGCAGCAAGCCUUCCUCAAGGCCGUCCUGCAGUACAGCACGCCCUGGGAAUCGCGCAUCUUCUGCCCGAACCCAGCCUGUGGGGAAUUCAUUCCGCCGCGAGCCAAGCUUGACCCAAAGCACCCGUUCGAAACCAUGUGCAAGACGUGCAAGAUGCGCGUCUGCCUCACUUGCAAGCGCAGCGCGCACCGGCUAGGGCAGGACUGUCCCGAGGACAUCGAGCUGGAGACGGUGCUCAAGAUGGGCGAGAAGUCCGGGUGGCGGAGAUGCUACAAGUGUCGCAACCUGGUUGAGCUGACGCAGGGGUGCACGCACAUGACGUGUCGGUGCAAGGCGCAGUUCUGCUACAUCUGCGGUGCGGUCUGGGACCCCGUGGUCGGGUGUCCCAACUUCUGCAACGGCGAGGAGGAGCUCGAGCGGCGCAGGAUAGAGGAGGAGGCGCGUCUGGCGGAGCUUGAACUCAAAAAGAGGGAGCAGGAGGAGGCGGAUGCGGCGGAACAGCGAGCCCAACAAGCAGCGGAGCGGAGGACGAGGGAAAGCGCCGAUUUUCAGGCGCUAAGGAAACAGCAAGACGACGAAAUGUCGCGGUUUUUGGCGUACGAAGCCAGGAUGCGCAAAGAGAUGCGGACACGACAGUCGGAGAAGAAGCAGGCGCUUUUGGAAAAGUACGCGGAGCUGAUAGACAAGAUGAAAGAGCGCCACGCGAAAACGGAGCAGCACCUCGAGGACCGACAGAUCGAAGCCGAGAUCGAACUGCGCUCGACGCUAGACGCGUCCGAACGGAGCAUCAGGAUCCAGCUCAAGUACAUGGAGGCGUACUGCAAGAAGCUUUCGCAUCAGGUCGUCGAGGAGGAGCAGGACCACAUAAACGAGAAAGAGGACGCAAAGAUGCCUUCCAGAGAAGUCACGCAGAAACACCUCGACCAGCUCAGCGAACAGUACCGCAUCCGCGACGGCAUGGAGAGGCGACAUCAGGCGCAGAUCAACGUGCUGCGCGAGAAGCAGGGGAAGAAGAUGGAGCAGCUUCUUGACCGACAUGAGGACGAGAUGGAGGCGCUGCUGCAUAAGAAAUCGGAGGAAAUCGAGGACCUCGCUGUCGAGUUCGCCAACGAGGCAGAUGCGAUUUCUCACACUUUUGCUGAGAGGAAGGCUAAGCUCCAGAAGAGGUGGCUGGUUAGCAGCGAGAUUCUCAGGGUCGAGCAGGAGAAGAAGAGCGGGAUGCGGUAUGCAACACUGCCUCUACCACAAUGGCCUGUUGUGGUCGAAAGCGAGGGCGCAGAGGUAGAGACAGAGACAGAAAAUGAAACCGAAGAAGAGGAGACAACAGUCGCCACUGCUCAGGCAGAGGAGGAGGAGGAGGAGGAGGAGGACCAACAACAGAUCAUCGAAUUCGAACUCGAACAAACCGAAGCUGAAUCUGAAGCGACGAAGCAGGAGGAGGAGAGACCCGCCGACUGGCCACUAACCAACAAUAUCAAGACCACCGAGAUCGAACUACCGAUAACACCCAAGACGGUGACGCCGAUGGUUACCCCGACACAAUCGCGGUUUGACGCCGAGUUGCCCCGAUAUAGGUCGCGAACGCAGAUGCACACGGUGGCUCCCAGGGAAGAGUCACCGGUUUCGCCGUGUACUGUCCGUUGA